UAGAAUUUGUAUAACGUAGUAUCGCCAUAAUAAACUGUCAAAAAGUUUAAGAAUUACUUUGCUAUUCGUUUCAAAAAAAGAUUUUGUCGUUCGAAUAUAUUUUCUUUUCGGUUUUCGUUUAAUCGAAUCACGGAAACUUUUUAUUUUGAUAGCAAUUAAAAUUUUGCUAUAUAAAAUUUCUAUAUUCUUUUUGACCAGUCAUCUAUAAAUCAUAAAAAUGAAGUGCGAUUGGUGCCCACCAACAACUAAAACCUUUACCAGAUUUCCAUGCUGCUUCCAGCUAUAUCCUGGAAAAAAUGAACGUACUAAUCCAGGUAAUAUACAGGAGCUUCAUGGAAUGGCACGCCGUAUUAUGCCAAAGUUUUUCGAUGGUGUGGAGGUGGACUAUGUGCAUCGUCUUUCCUCUAAUAAGAUUAUAACAACUAACUGGUUACUGAGUCAUACGCGUCCGUCUGGAUUCCGUUUUGGAGGUAUAUAUACAAUGCGAGUGCAAGACGAUAUUAUGCAAACUCCUACUGUUCACGCUGAUAUAAAUCCAUCGUCCUUGGCCUCUAAUUUUGGUGUGCUAUAUUAUCCAUUUAACUGCCUUCGGUUAGAAGCUCUUCUCCAACGCGCUGGCACUGAUACGCCUUUAACAACACAACUAACAGCCGAAAUUACCCGUCCAUGUGCUACCAUUACUGCCAAUUAUUAUACUUAUGAGGACGAGAAAGGCCGCGGUACUCUUUCGUUCAUGCGAUCUAUUACCGCACAUUGGGCUAUAGGCGCAGAGCUUCUGUUGGAAUGGCCAGACGCAAACUCCUUGAUGGCUGAUACUGCAUUUGCAGCACGCUAUUCGACACACAACUACGCAGUAGCAGCAUCCGCUUCGCGCCAAGGGGUAGACAUAAGUUAUUGGCAGCGAAUACAUAGCAGGAUACAAAUGGGCACAACGAUGGCGUGGCAAAGAAAAACUAAGGACACAUACGCUGCCAUAUGCUACCAAUGGGACUUUAAGGAUGCUGUCGUUCGAGGAGUUGUGCAAUCUGAUUUAUCCGUUGGUUUUAUGUAUCAAAGAUCUUUGUCGCACAUUCCUUGUGGUUUUGGCGUUAGCCUAUUAAUGAAUAUACCAACCAAUAAAUUCGUUUUUGGUAUUAAAUUCAAUUUGGAUCCUAGUGGUCUUAAGCGUGGGGACUAACAAAAAUUCUAAAACUAAUCUUUCUAUUACACCUUAACUAGAAUUGAUGAAUUAAAUAGAAGUUCCACAAAAUGCAACCAACCUUCAUUGUUAUUGUAAUUCCAGAUUAUAUUUAUUAUAAUCUUUGAAUACUUCACUAACAUCGAAACUAAAAAUUUUUAAUGUGAAG
This is a messenger RNA of Teleopsis dalmanni, 1346 nucleotides long. Its product is annotated as mitochondrial import receptor subunit TOM40 homolog 2. Gene Ontology annotation, biological process: protein import into mitochondrial matrix. Lineage: Eukaryota; Metazoa; Arthropoda; Insecta; Diptera; Diopsidae. The record is from RefSeq and is a predicted model, not a curated record. Gene Ontology annotation, molecular function: transmembrane protein transporter activity. Gene Ontology annotation, cellular component: mitochondrial outer membrane; mitochondrial outer membrane translocase complex. The transcript is spliced from 4 exons. Bases 218 to 1177 code for a protein of 319 amino acids.